AUGAAGGCUGUAGGAGUCAAAAACGGCAAAGGGGAUGCAGAUGCCCUCUUUAUCGAGGACGGGAUCCCGGACCCAGUUCCGGUGGGGAAUCGCGUGCUGGUCCGCAUCAAGGCCUUUGGAUUGAAUCGAAUGGACAUUAUGCAGAGGGAAGAUCGCUAUCCGUAUCCGUUGUUGCCGGAGUCGGGGAAGAUCAUGGGCGUGGAGUUUAGUGGGAUUGUCGAGGAGAAGGGGCCAGACUGCUCGGAUGAUUUCCAGAUGGGCGAUAAGGUGUUUGGACUUGCAUAUGGAGGAGCAUAUGCGCAGAAGAUUGCAGUCUCGGAGAAGAUGCUCGUGCAUCUGCCCUCAACUCUGUCUUUCGAAGAAGCAGCCGGUAUUCCCGAGACUUCUUUCACUGCCAUCCAGGCCAUUCACCUGGUGGGUAACCUCCAGCCCGGCCAGUCGGUGCUCAUCCACGCCGGCGCCUCUGGAGUCGGCCAAUCCGCCAUCCAGAUUGCCAAGGUCGGCGGUGCAUACCAGAUCUUCACCACCGCCGGAAGUGACCAAAAGUGCGACCUGUGUCGUUCCCUCGGGGCCGAUUUUGCAGUCAAUUAUCGCUCGGGAGAGGACUUUGCGGAGGUGAUCAAGAGGGAGACGAAUGGCAAAGGCGUGGACCUGAUCAUUGACCUAGUAGGAAGAGACUAUUUCCACCAGAACAUGGCCUCGGCAGCCAUGGACUCCCGGAUGGUGCUGGUGGCAGCACUUAGUGGCAGCAAGGUGGAUGACUUUGAUCUGCGCGCGUUGCUCAACAAGCGGAUUUGGCUCUUGGCAACGACGUUAAGAACCAGAUCUGCUGACUAUCAAGGCCAACUGCGAGAUUUGUUCGCUGAGAAGAUCCUUCCUCAUAUUAAGACUGGGGAGGUGAAGACAACGGUCGACAAGGUGUAUUCGUGGACCCAGGUGACCGAUGCCCAUAAGCGGUUGGAGUCAAAUGUCAACGCGGGGAAGAUUAUUUGUGUGGUUAAUGAGACUUAG
Aspergillus sclerotioniger CBS 115572 is the source of this 1011-nucleotide messenger RNA. RefSeq names its product NAD(P)H-quinone oxidoreductase. The record is from RefSeq and is a predicted model, not a curated record. NCBI's taxonomy places the organism in Eukaryota, Fungi, Ascomycota, Eurotiomycetes, Eurotiales, Aspergillaceae. Bases 1 to 1011 code for a protein of 336 amino acids. Gene Ontology annotation, molecular function: oxidoreductase activity. The transcript has 4 exons.